UCCUGUCAUUUAGGACUGUUUCCUGAAAGACUUGACUAUGAAGUGUUUUAUAAAACUUACCAGAGCUGUUUAGUGUUAUGUUAACAUCUUGGAUACGCGUCCUACGAGCAUAUGUGGAAAUAAAUGAAAACAAAAAUGAUAUUAAAACUAAUAUACCUUCUUUCGAUAACGUUCUUCACAGCGUUGGGUGAUGAAGAGUUUUCGAUGAAAGAGUUAGAGAUGACUAUCAAAUUGAUAGAGCAUGACAUUAAUGGGAUGAAAAGGAAAGUCUGGAUCGAGCUUCCAGAUAAAUUGCAUCGUUUGGAAAAAGAGUUAUCGAAUCGAUCAUUCGUCGAUAAUAAUCAAAAUGUGUAUAACUAUAGUGCUGGAAAUUGUGAUUCAUCUGUUAAAACCUUACAAAAUAUUGAUAACCUCCAUGGCAGGUUGACAAAAGCGUUUGAAGCUGAAAAGUUCAGAGCAAAAAUAACUGAAAUAAAACUUGAACAAUUGGAAAGUACUCUGAAGGAGUAUUUAGAAAAUGUGGAGAGAAUCAACGCAAACAGUUUGAAAAUCAGGGUGCUAGAAGAGGACAUUUCUAAAAUAGAACGGUCGGAUCGGAACCAAAGUCAAAUUAUCCAAGCGUUGCAGCUUCGAUUAAAAGAAAUUCACGGCAAAAUGAUAUCAUUCGAUGCAUGGAAAGGAAUCCAGGUGGUUUCAAAUGAUAAUAUAACAAAGCUUCUUGCAGAUCUCUCUUAUACAAUUGAUUCAGUCAAAAGUUCUGUAGAACAACUGGAACGAAUGAACUUUAAACAAUCAUACAAACCAUCUUUCAUCAGUAAGUGGUAUUUGAUGAAAGCGCUAGAUGAACAGCUCUCGCAUUUAACUAUUGAGCAUGGAUUAGGGGUUUUACCAUAUAAAGUUGAGGUUCAAAUUCGUCCUGUUUCAGGCCCCAAUUCCGGCUGGGUGUUUAAAGGUGACAGUGCAAUCCGUAGUGAUGACGACUUGAAUAAAAAAUAUGGAGGAAUAGUGUAUUUUUACAACGAAGAGAAAGUGGAAUUAAUUGCGCCAGUGAAGGGUAAUAAUAAUCGAGACAUCGGUGUUAUCAUCAACACUGGACAGGAAGAUGGAAGACGGUUGGGAAAUAACCACGACGCUGUGAAUCAGGCGUUUGUUCGUGUAAAGAUUUGGGCUCCGAGGGACCUUCCUACUCCGGACUUUCAAUCAGAAUGGCUACCAAUGGAUAUUGAAGAUCCAGCAAAGACAUACCAAGAAAUUGAACACUCUUUAGACGGGUAUCCAGGAUUACUGUCUGUCCAGAUAAAAUGUGAAUCGCCAAAGAGCUACCUUAUAUCCGACGGAACGGGAGCAGCAUCAAUUCACACGCGGGAAUAUGAUAACACCGGGGGAACUGUAUGGUCAUACAACGACAAAUAUGUAAGGAUGUGGGUCGGCCAUGAUUUAAGAGACAAAUACGAAUACAGAUUAUUUGGUGGUGUACCUGAUGGAUGGUUCGAUAUGUUGACGGGAUUUGACACAGCUCGUGGGAAGGUUCGUGUACUGGCUUGGAAAACAACAACAUUUGGUAAUGGAAAUCUUGAAUCUGUUUCAGACGAUACUGUUGUGUUUCCAGAGUGGCAACCAUUCAAAGCUAUUGACUAUGAACGCGACUUUGUAUCGUUAUUUGUGGAAGCGAACGAAGGUCCGAAUAAGGGUUUUCGAUUUCCGGCAUCUGGAAGUUCACAAGCCAAGACAUCUCCGUUUGGCGGCGUCGUGUUCGCUUAUGAAACGUGUGGCAAAUUCCGAAUGUGGCGUCCAAGCCCAGACAUCGAUGGAUUCCUAAUUCACGUCCCACGUUUCUAUGGGAACGGCGUGCAUAGCCAAGCCACGAACAAUGCUUCUUAUGUUGCUGUUUUGUUGAAAACAUGAAACUGUAAUGUGUAAGAUAUCACAUAACCUAUAAGACGCUUCUUUUUAUCAGGGCAAAACUCACUUAAUCAUUUUGCUUUUGGGAUAAUGAAUAUUAAUCUUGCAACUGUCUCUUCUCAAUCUUAUCAAUUCAUGUACUUUCUACAAUGCACGGUUAUGUAACUUACAGUUUUUUAUAAUAAUAUUAGAGCACAAUUUAAUAUUAGAGCACAAUUUAAUAUUAGAGAGCGGCGAUUUUUUCGACAUUAUCAUGAAUGGCAAUAUGCUAUUUCGAUCACGUGAUUCUAAACUCUGUCUGUUUAUUAGUUUAUGGAACUUCUGGAGAUUCUUUUGUUUGGUAUAUAGGGUCAUUUCACGAAAAAAGCUUUAAUUAAAAAUUCGUUGGCAGCCGAACGUAAUAAGUAAGUCCAUGUGAUAAUUUGUUUGUAUGCAAAAAAAACCACUUUCAUCUAUACACUUAAGAAUGUCAAGAGAAAUAUUGAUGUUCUUCCUAUAUACAAAACUGCACAGGACAUUGCUAAUUGCAUGUUGACAAGCAAAUAAGUGCUCCUUGUAGCAAUUGCUAUUUCUACAUUCCUGAUCGCCGUACAUCGUAACAAACCAUUGUUUAUAUGAUGUCAUUUAAUUGUUUAAGUAAAAUUUUAACUUUAAUUGCAUUUAAAUAGUUGUUUGUUUUACUAUUUAAUGCUGAAAAUUUUAAAAGGUAAUUUUAUAGUCGAUAUAAACCUGUCGUGUACUUGUUGUACGCCUACCGUUUACAUUUGUGUACUCAUAAAAUUCGAUUACAAAAAGAUAAUAUGACUGUAAAGAAAAUAUACAUGUUAUUACAAUAUGAUAAUACUCAAAUGCUUUUUCUGAAAGAAAAUUGAAAUAUAUGAAACGGUCUACGGCGGUCGCGGUUUAAGUGUAAUAGUUUGAAUGCAAAUGCUUUUGUAACUUAAUAUUGUAAAAAUCGCUCAACUCUCAAACCAUGCAACAUUUUAGCGUGACUAGCUUGAGUAUAUUGUUUAUGUUUAAUAAGAUUUGAUAAACACUCAAGAGUAAAACAAACGUCCUUUCCAAUAUGUGUUUGUGUCAUAAGGAGUUGAGCCAAUUUUACAAAAGAAGUGUUUUUAAUCACAUUUUGGCUCAAAAAGCAUUUACAUGUUUUCCAAUAAGGCCACACCAAAUUGAUAUUUCGUUCCGCGGAUUUACCGCUCCUAUUUUUUUGAAAAUGUAAAAAAAAUAUUUUUAUUUUUUUUGUGCGCCCGCACCUCCAUUUUGAUCGCCAAGCAGAUUUUUUUCAGGUAAUAAUUUAUUAAAAGGCUAAAAAUAAUCAAGUAUAAUUUUUCUACGCUAGUUUUCGUGUUUUAGUAAAGGGAAGUUACCGAUGCGUAGUUUUUAUACUGUAUAUCGAUCGGUUUAGCAUGGGUUUCAAUAAAUUCAAUCAAAACGGCGGCUUCCGGUAUAAACAAUGUGGCUCGAAGUUUGGAAAUUAAAUCUUAUUUUUGACAAUAAAUAUGUUUUGAGCAUGCUUGAAGUCAUUGUUGAUCGUCUCAUGCACUAAAGGAUCAUUAUUUAAAGCAAUCAUUAUGCAAUAAAGCAUGUGUACUAGUAUCUAAGACUGGUAGCGAUUAUAUUGCGUAAUUAUGAAUGGAAAUCGGACAGGUCAACUUAACUGCAACAUAAGUCAUUAUUUGGUCCAAAUUGAUGUAUCAAGCUCAUUUUUGAUCAAAUUCUGACAAAACGACAGUUUUGAACAAAUAUCUUUUCACAAAUAGCGAUAUAAACACUGGUCUGGAUAUACCUCAACAUAAGUAAGCCUAAGUUUAUCACCUUAUAUUUUGUUUUUAUUUGCAGCAUAAUCCGGGAUUGUAAUGCACUUGUCAAUUGUAACCACUGCCCCGCCCACCCAUCGCCCUUGUUCCAGGGGUAUACCGGGGACAGCAGAGGCAAUGGGCUGUGUUUUUACCUUUCAGGUGGCCCCGCAGUGCCUAGUGAAUGUGGUUUUGUCUUCAUAUUGAAAAUAGUCAGGAAUGGGCCUCACAUAGGUAUUCGGGGUUGCGGGGCCAUUUGGCAGGGAUUUUACCAGCAAUGUGUCCCUGCAGGUCGGGUAUUUUACCCGGGUUUUGAGAGACCUGAAGUCAAAGUCCCUGCUAUUACGGACUUAGGGGGGGGGGGGGGGGGGGGCAUAUACAAUUGGCUGGUGCAUAAAAACAUCUAAAUAACCAAAAAAGUACUCUGAAAAAUACCCUUGUUCUUUUUGUUUUAAUAAGCACAUGUCAUUGCAUUUCCUGUGAUAAUAAAAACAAAAUUUAGUCUAUGUUAUAUGGAGUCUGAUGUUUGAUGAUGCCUGUGUAAGUGAUCAUUUUUUACAAAUCCCAAAUCAAUCCUACGUUAUGUCUAAAUACAGUUGCAUAUGAUGUUAAACUGAUUCAGGUAGAUUUAUAUAAGUCGUUUCAAACUUUUUACUAAAAGCAGGGUUAUUUAUUAUUAUGAAUGAUUGUCAUAUUAAAGUACGUUUUAAUUAUAUAAGAAAUUAGAUGAACGGAUGAAUAAAUAGUAUGUAUUCCGACAUUUUCCAAAUGUCCAUUAGAGGUUCAGUUCAAGAUGGCAUUAAAAUGGGUUUAAGGGCAAUUAUUUUGAACAAUCUUUCUUAUUUAUAUUGAAUAUAAGGAAAAAUAUAUUUUUCGCUCUUCGCUCGCUUCGGUUUUUAUGAAAACUGACAAACUUUUAUUUCUAUUUUUUUUUUUCGCUCGCUCGCUCCAUUUUUUUUUGGCAAAAAUCCGAGGAACUAAACAUUAAUUUGGUGUGGCCUAAAGUCUAUCCACAAUAUAAAUAUGUGUUGUGGCAAAAUGCUCCAGAUUACAUAGGCAACUAUUCCUUGUGGUUUCUUGAUGAUAACUUUUCAAAUAAGAAAUCACAAUAUAUUGUGAACUGGAUAGUCUUGAAUAUUUAGAUACACAAACAUAUUUAUUUUGUAGUAAGACUUCUCCUAAAAACUGUAAAUGCUUUUAGAAACAAAAUCUUAUAAAAUUCUCUACGGGAAAAUUUGUUUAACUUCUAUUUUACACCCACACAUAUUUCAAAGGAUGUUUCACUAACAUUUUAAAGGAUGUUUCACACAUAUUUCAAAGGAUGUUUCACACACAUUUUAAAGGAUGUUUCAAACACAUUUUAAAAGAUGUUUCACACACAUUUUAAAGGAUGUUUCACACAUAUUUUAAAAGUUGUUUGUAUUAUGCUUUCUAAAUACUGAACCUCAAAACUGAAUAGAAAAUGAAAUUUGGAAACAUUUCCUAUUUUGAUUUUCCAAAUCAACUUUUGCACUGUGGACGGUAAGUUUGAAACCUCUUGUUAGUACAUCUUUCUAUGUGAUUAAAACAUAAACCAUGCAAAAACGAAUAUUUCAAGUAGAUGUGACGAACAAGUAAAUGCCUUCGACAUAUUGAAUUUACCUUUUACCUUCAUUUACUGGAAUUACACUGUUGCCUCUUCAACCUGCACUCUCACAAAUUGACAGUUUUGACAUUUUUUGUCUCUGAAUCAGCUGAUUUUGGUAGCAAUGCCUCUCAAUAGAACAGAUAUCAAUUAUUUGGAAAACUGGCGACAAUUUUAUUUUUUUCUUAAAGCAUUACGCUUUAAGCCAUAAUACAUUACUUCUUAAACGUAAAUAUGAAAAACAAACUGCGGUCUGAUAUUUUGUCAGCAGUCUUGAUUCACUGUUUCUCCGACAUUUACGCAAAAAGUGGCUUAAUCCAAGACAAAGAAUAAAACAUGAUAUCAAAAAGGUCAAUCUGUCAGAGUGCAGCUUUAAAACCAAAUUGUCUGAUAAGUCAGAAACCAAAGUUAUCCAAUCAGAUAGCCGAAAAUGUUAUUCAGUCCGAUUUACGACUUCACUUUCAUUGUGAAACCUGGGCCUGGGGUUUAUUCCUUCUAUUGGAUGCAAAUAAAAGCUUCAUUAUAACAUUCUCA
Mya arenaria is the source of this 5859-nucleotide messenger RNA. RefSeq lists its product as uncharacterized. The transcript has a single exon. The record is from RefSeq and is a predicted model, not a curated record. NCBI's taxonomy places the organism in Eukaryota, Metazoa, Mollusca, Bivalvia, Myida, Myidae. Bases 124 to 1905 code for a protein of 593 amino acids.